Messenger RNA from Suncus etruscus (white-toothed pygmy shrew), 2614 nucleotides. It is a transcript of the gene RSPH10B2, whose product is annotated as radial spoke head 10 homolog B2. NCBI's taxonomy places the organism in Eukaryota, Metazoa, Chordata, Mammalia, Eulipotyphla, Soricidae. The coding region runs from base 1 to 2544 and encodes 847 amino acids. The transcript has 18 exons. The record is from RefSeq and is a predicted model, not a curated record.
AUGGUGAAAGAAAAGAAAAGAACAGACAAAAAAAGUGACAAAUCAGCACGCUCUCCCUCCUCACCUUCGGACUUCACCGAGUCUGUCAAACUAGACAGCAAUGCUGCCCCCAACACUCCAGCCUCCAACCAGGCCUUGGAAGUGCUCAAGGAACCUCUAGGAGAUGCCCAUGGGGAGAGCCAGAUCAGCCAGGACACCUUGCAUUAUGAAGAGCCCGACCUGACUGGGCUCAUUGUGGAAAGUUAUGAAGGGGAGAAGGUCCGUGGCCUGUAUGAGGGAGAAGGCUUUGCUGUUUUCCAGGAUGGUUGCACCUAUCAAGGGGAGUUUGUGAAGAACAUGCCCAUGAACCAUGGCAUGUAUACAUGGCCCAAUGGCAGCACAUACGAAGGGGAUGUGACCAGUGCCCUGAGGAAUGGGUUUGGCAUCUUCACGUGUCACACACACCCUGUGUCCUACAUCGGCCACUGGUGCUACAGCAAGAGGCAUGGAAAGGGUUCCAUCUACUUCAACCUGGAGGGCACCUCCUGGUACGAGGGAGACUGGGAGUUCAACAUCAAGACAGGCUGGGGCAUAAGAUGCUACAAAUCUGGCAAUAUCUAUGAAGGCCAGUGGGAAAACAACAGGCGCCAUGGGGAAGGCCGGAUGCGGUGGCUAACAAAGAAUGAAGAAUACAUGGGCCAGUGGGAAAUGGGGGUGCAGAAUGGCUUUGGAACACACUCAUGGUUUCUCAAGAGAACCUCCAACUCCCAGUAUCCUCUAAGAAACGAGUAUGUGGGACAGUUUGUGAAUGGGUGUCGUCACGGCCACGGGAAGUUUUACUACGCCAGCGGUGCCUUCUUUGAAGGGGAGUGGGUUUUCAAUAAGAAACAUGGGAUGGGCCGCCUGGUGUUCAAGAAUGGACGUGUAUAUGAGGGCCUGUUCUGCAAUGACAUGAUGUUAGAAUUACCAGACCUGCCGGUGAACUUAAUCCAUUCCCAAGGCCUGCCCUCAGAUUGGGAGUGUUGGUGCCCGAAGGAAUGCUCAGCCAUCACCGCAAAAAUUUUCAGAAGACUGGAUGGCACUAUUGACUCGGUGUUAGGCUCCAGCAUUGAACUCGAUCUCAGUGCACUGCUGAGUAGGUACCCCGCAGAAGACCAACCACAGGAGAAGAAGCAGGUUGAGUUCGCUGUACUGAGAAACAUUACAGAGCUCAGGAGGAUCUACUGCUUCUACAGCAGCCUCGGUUGUGACCACUCCUUAGACAACACUUUCCUCAUGACAAGACUUCACUUCUGGAGAUUUCUGAAAGAUUGCAAGAUCCACCACCAUACAAUCACCCUCACUGACAUGGACCGAAUCCUUUGGGCAAAUAGCACUAAGGAGGCCAUAUCUAUGGAAGCCAUUCAUUCUCCGUUCACCACCAUCAUGCUUCGAAUAUUUAUAAAUUACCUCCUGCAGCUGGCUUACCACAUCUACCACAAGGAGUACCAGAACGAAAGCCCCUCACUUUUCCUGUGUUUCACCAAACUGAUGGCAGAGAACAUCCACCCCAAUGCCUGCCAUGUAAAAGGCAGCUUGUUCAUAGGGCAGGAGCGCACACUCUUGUCAAUGAGCUACCUCAAUAGGACCUGGGAGAUCUACAGAGCUCACUGCAGGCCCAGUGUCUCCCCUCCGCACGAGCCCACCAUGACCAUCAGGCGCUUCCUCUGGAUGCUCAAGGACUUUAAGAUGAUAAAUAAGGAGCUAACAGCAUCCAAGUUUAUGGAGAUCAUUGCUGAGGAGAACCCCUUCAUGUGCAAUGACAGCGACAGCAACUUUGAACUGGAGAUGGUUUUCCUCGAGUUCUUCGAAGCCCUCUUAAGCUUUGCCACCUUCUCUGUCACCAGCCAAGUGGCUAAGUCCUAUGUGAGUGUCUUCAAUGAGGACCAGUCGGGAAGCAGAUUUGGGAGUGGGAGCAUCUGCACCCUCCUAAACCAGAACAAGAGCUCCAGUGCUAUCAUCAGCCAGGAGUCCGAAGUCCAGCAUGGGGGUUCCAUGUCCUUGAGCAAGUUCGACAUCAGCAAAAUCAAGAAAUCUGAGCCCAGUGUUCAACAGUUUCUCAGUGAUGAUAGAGCACCCAAGAUGAACUACAAAUCUUCAGUGAAAGGGCUGACCUUCUUCUUCUUGCAAAAAGAGAAAAGUGAGAAGCUCAAGGAGGAAACCAAGGAUGAGGACGAAGAGAAGGAAAAGCUGAACUCAUGGCUCAGUCUCAUGCACACAUUCUUCGUGGAUACGCUCUUCCCGGCUCACAGACACGAGGAGGUCAUCAUAGAGAAGGUCAAGGAGAUGAGGCUGCAGCAAGAGGUCAAGGCUGAGCAGAUACAGCAGGAGAAUGAGGAGCUGGAAGCAAGGCUGCAGAGUCUGAAGGAGGAGGCAUCCAAGAAGCAAGACUAUGACUCAGAUGCCAGCACUGUCAAGGACUCGCUGAUCGCCAUGUCCACUAGUUUCACGCAGAGCCCCCCAAAAGAGGAGCUGCUAGUGUUCCAGCCCAGCAAGGCCAGCUCUAGUAGGAAGAGGAAAAAGUAGAGGCCCAGCUCUGGGGGGGAUCCGAGACAGGCCUGGACAGGUUCCUGACCAAUAAAACAUGUUGUAUAGG